Vitis vinifera (wine grape) is the source of this 2486-nucleotide messenger RNA. Its product is annotated as zinc finger CCCH domain-containing protein 48. Lineage: Eukaryota; Viridiplantae; Streptophyta; Magnoliopsida; Vitales; Vitaceae. Gene Ontology annotation, molecular function: protein binding; metal ion binding. The coding region runs from base 822 to 2261 and encodes 479 amino acids. The transcript is spliced from 8 exons. The record is from RefSeq and is a predicted model, not a curated record.
AUGAAACAUGUUGCUAUUGAUUAUCAUUUUAUCAGAGAUCAAGUUCAGUCUGGUCUACUUCGAGUUGCUCAUGUCUCCUCUGCUGAUCAGCUUGCCGAUCUUCUCACCAAGCCACUGCCUACUUCUCAAUUUCUGCUGUUACGGGACAAGAUUGGCCUCUCUACUCGUGGCCUAUCUUGAGGGGGCAUAUAGAAGUAGUCACAAUUUCUGGUCUAUAUCAACUCUAGCAGUUCCAACUGAAGUUGUAUUUUGAAUGUAGUCCUCCAAAUAUCUUUCUGUUAGUAUUCCUUAAGAAUAGGUCAGCUUGAAUAUUGCUGAAAUAUAGGAUAUAGUUAUUGCUUUCUGUUUUGCUUCAAUGUAUUAUUUAUACGAUUUGUUUUUUAAUGAAAAUACAGUUCACACAAUUAUCAAACUCUUUAGAUCAUAGCCUCCUAGUGUUGGUGGAAUUUCAAACUUCUUAUGGGGCUGUUUUCUUUAUAUUUUGGGUUUUUGCUUGAGGGUUUUGAUUCAUAUCGAAGAUGGGUUGGUGGAUUUAUUUGGUAUUUUGAAUUGAGAAUCGGAGAUUUAAAGAUUCUGAUAGAUAUGGGUUUUGGAUUGAAGUUUUUAAGAAUUGGAAAGUUAAGGGUUUGAUGCAUGUGAAGAGAUGAAAUUAUUUUAUUUUAAUUGAUGUUUUGCAGCUAUUCGUGGUGGAUUUCUGAGUGUCUUAAAUUGAGGAUCAUGGUGGAUUUCUGAGGGUUUUAAAUUGAAGAUCAUAGAUUUAAGGGUUUUCUCGAUGUUGAUGUUAGGAUUUUGAAGGAAUUUUUUUGGUGCAGCAAACUUAUAUGUUCUACCUAUGUAUUUUUUGUGAUAUAGCCAUGGACAUCAAGCCAUCAAGAUUGGUUGGAGACAAAAAUGAAAGGGGAAGAAGACAUGUGAACAACAUGGUUUGUUCCUAUUGGCUCCGUGGGAGGUGCAACAGAAACCCUUGUAGGUUCCUGCACCAAGAAUUGCCCCAAAACACCCACUAUCAAAUUUCAAAUCAGUUCCGCAAAAACUGCUGGCAGAGGAAUCCCGACUCUGAUUCGAAGAGUGCAUCAAGUUUAACGAGUCUCUAUAGGUCAUCAGGUUCAACACCUCCGAAGUGUUCAUCAGCUUCAAAUCAAUCCCAUAGAAACAACAGGGAGAGGACUCUCUAUUCUGACCAGAAGGGUGAAUGGGACUCAACUAAUCUAAGGUGUUCAUCAAGUCCAACAAGAGCAGGAAGUAGCUCUGGAAAUGGAAUUACACAGAAAGUAAUUGGAGAAAGGGUCUGCAAGUACUGGCUACAUGGAAAUUGUGUGGAGGCAGAUAGGUGCCAGUAUCUCCAUUCAUGGUUUAAGGGCCAUGGGGUUUUCAAGUUGGCAGAGCUUAAUGGGCACAUCAAGGCCAUCUCAGGAAUUGUGCUUCCUUCUGGCUCAGAGAAGCUCUAUACUGCCAGUGGAGAUGGGUAUAUACGGGUUUGGGACUGCCAUACUGGUCACUGUGAUGGUGCAGUCAACCUUGGAGGGGAAAUUGGGUCUUUAAUCAGUGCGGGCCCAUGGGUAUUUGCUGGGAUAAAAAAUGUUGUUAAAGCAUGGAAUAUUGAGUAUUGUGCUGAUCUCUCUCUGGAUGGACCAGUUGGGCAAAUUUAUGCUAUGGUGGUGGAUCAUGAUAUGCUCUUCGCAGGGGCAGAGAAUGGCACUAUAUAUGCAUGGAAACCCAAUAAGGAAACCAAUGCUUUUGAGCUGGCUACAACAUUGGGAGGCCACAAUUGUGCUGUGGUUUCGCUCACAGUUGGUGGUGGGAAGCUAUAUUCUGGUUCCAUGGACAAUACAAUAAGAGUGUGGGAUCUUAAUACAUUACAGUGUAUUCAUACUCUGAAGGAGCAUGCAUCAGUUGUGAUGUCUCUUGGUUGUUGGGGUCCCUAUUUGAUAUCAUGUUCAUUGGACCAAACAAUUAAGGUUUGGUUUGCUACUGAAGCUGGCAACUUGGAAGUGACCUAUACACAUAAUGAAGAACAUGGUGUGCUUGCACUUUUCGGUAUGUUCAAUUCAGAAGGAAAACCAAUAUUGUUGUGCUCUUGCAAUGACAAUUCUGUUCGGCUAUAUGAAUUACCAUCAUUCACCGAGAGGGCCAGGAUUUUUGCAAAGGAAGAAGUCCGAGCGAUUCAAAUAGGUCCUGGGGGACUCUUUUUCACUGGGGAUGGAACUGGACAAGUUGAUAUUUGGAAAUGGCAGGCGGAGCCAACUUCAUUGGCAUCCUGAAUGAUGGAAGGCAGCUGUCAUCUCCAUAAAGCCAUUCUCUGUUUCUUGUUUUGCUCCUUCAUGUUCAUGAUAUUUCUAUUGAAAACUGUAUAGAGGCUUUUAGUAGCUUGUGAAUAUAAUCAUCGACACAAAGAAUUCUCUUUAUAGUAUUCUUACAAACUGUAAAUUUGUAAUCAGCAUUCAUUUAAUGAAAAUUCAUUGUCACAUUAGUAUUUCCAUUUUCAA